Myxocyprinus asiaticus (Chinese sucker) is the source of this 865-nucleotide messenger RNA. RefSeq names its product RNA-binding protein 8A-like. The transcript has 6 exons. Gene Ontology annotation, cellular component: exon-exon junction complex; cytoplasm; nucleus. Lineage: Eukaryota; Metazoa; Chordata; Actinopteri; Cypriniformes; Catostomidae. Gene Ontology annotation, biological process: RNA splicing. The coding region runs from base 41 to 559 and encodes 172 amino acids. The record is from RefSeq and is a predicted model, not a curated record. Gene Ontology annotation, molecular function: mRNA binding.
UGCGCAUGCUCGAGGCCGCAUUCUCAUUCACGCAGGCAUCAUGGCGGACGUGUUGGAUCUUCAUGAAGCGGGAGGGGAAGACUUUCCUAUGGACGAAGAUGAGAGCAUUCACAAGCUAAAAGAGAAGGCCAAGAAGAGAAAGGGUCGUGGGUUCGGAUCAGAGGAGGGAGCAAGAUCUAGAGUCAGAGAGGACUAUGACACAGUAGAACAGGACGGAGAUGAGCCUGGACCACAGAGAUCUGUUGAAGGAUGGAUUCUUUUUGUGACUGGUGUACAUGAGGAGGCGACUGAAGAGGACGUCCACGACAAGUUUGCAGAGUUUGGAGAAAUCAAGAACUUGCAUUUGAAUUUGGACAGAAGAACAGGUUACCUUAAGGGCUAUGCACUGGUGGAGUAUGAGACCUACAAAGAAGCCCAGGCAGCGAUGGAAGGGCUGAAUGGCCAAGAACUUAUGGGGCAACCAAUCAGUGUCGACUGGGGCUUUGUAAGAGGACCCCCUAAGAGCAAGAGGAGGGGUGGAAGGCGGCGCAGCAGGAGCCCUGACAGACGGCGACGUUGAUUUUCCCUUAUUUCCCACCAGUGUCCGUUUCCCAGCCUGUCGCUUUAUAAUUUCAAGACAGUUUGGUGUUCGAAUGGAGUGUGUGUGAAUUUCUCAAAAUAAGGAUUUUAGUGUUGCCCUGGUCAGAGAGGUUUUUUUUCUUAACUGUUAGUAACUUUUGAAGAAUGCAGAAUACUGCUGAAGCAUAUGUGUUUGAUUUUAUGUAGUUUUUCUUUUUGUACAAAGUGGCAGUACAUGUAAUUCUCUCAUUGGAAUCUGUGUCAUGAUUAGUGAUUUGUACACUUCCAAUAAAUUAAUUUGGAUUUA